AUGGAAGCGAGCAACCGCCUCAGGCAAGAAGCAGCAGAUCUUCGCAACAACCCAUUUGCCGAUAUUUUUGCCGGACCAGUGAGCGAGGAUCUGCUUAACUGGCGAGUUAUGAUACAGGGACCAGAGAAUAGCCCGUACAAAUAUGGUUUGUUUCACCUACAGGUUGAGCAUGGAGUGGAUUACGCAAGCGUAGUGCCUGACGUUACCUUCAAGACUAAGAUCUUUCAUCCGAUGGUUGAAUCAAGUGGCAAAUUAUGCCCGUGGUGUUUGAAAGAGUGGCUUGUGGAUGUUGGCUUGGUACCUCCGUACAACUUGCGAACUCUCCUUCAAACUUUGAGAAGUUUAUUGGAAAAUCCGUAUUCGUGUCGAUCACACUUAACCACUGAAGUAAGAGAUAUGCAUCAGGUUAAUCCUCAGUUGUUUGAGGCAACCGCCAAGGAAUGGACGGGGCGUUACGCCUGCGAUGAGAGGCAUAUGCGCGCUGGUGGAUGA
Messenger RNA from Sycon ciliatum, 492 nucleotides. RefSeq lists its product as uncharacterized. NCBI's taxonomy places the organism in Eukaryota, Metazoa, Porifera, Calcarea, Leucosolenida, Sycettidae. The transcript has a single exon. The coding region runs from base 1 to 492 and encodes 163 amino acids. The record is from RefSeq and is a predicted model, not a curated record.